Molecule: messenger RNA, 1731 nt
Organism: Echinostoma caproni
Lineage: Eukaryota; Metazoa; Platyhelminthes; Trematoda; Plagiorchiida; Echinostomatidae
Source: the annotation of a GenBank genome assembly
AUGUCCAACAUGCCUACUAUGCCUCUUACUGCUCCGGUUCGAUUCCCUCGUGGCACUGUAUGGCGUAUUCAAGAACACACUGUGCAUUUCACCGUGGAGGAGAAUUGUCCAGUUGGGACCAAACUGGGCAAGAUCACACCAGCUCAGUCCCCAUUGACCAAUGGAUUCGAGGCAGACAGUCAGUUGCAUAGCGGAGUGAAAUAUCAAUUUGGUGCUCCAUCUAGCCUUUUUACUGUUGAUGAACAGACUGGUAUGGUGUCUACUGUUGGCAAAAUCGACGCGGAACAACUCUGUGCAAAAGCACGAGAUGAAGAGCGAUCGGGAAUUGUUGUCGACGGCUGGGUUGCGGAGGAACAGCCAACUAUACUCGAUCGAGUUUCAUGUCCUCAAAACGGAAGCCUUACUGUGCACGUGGAUAUAAAUAUGGUUCGUGCUGAUGCAAGCCUCGUGUCCAUUUUUCGCACCAUCAUACAUGUGAAAGACCUCAACGAUAACGCGCCCUAUUUCGACCAACCCAGAUGGCAUCGAAGACUGAAGGAGGCACUGUACCGAAAAGGUCGUCGAUUAGAUCUACCAAAAGCUCAGGACAAUGAUGUGACUCUGCCGAAUCGACAAAUUCGCUACCGACUUGAACCAUCGGUAAAAGAGGUGAGCAACAGUUUCGGACCGUUUCGUUUGGAAAUCAGUCCAACCGGACAACCAGGUUUAGUGUUGAUGGAAGAUCUAGAUGCUGAGCUGUAUUCGGCUUACCAUUUGAUUCUGGUCGCAUACGGUCCAUUAGAGUUGGAUCGGGAUCGAACGGUCAACACCGGGUGGAGUGAUUCGUCCCAGUCCGAAGCCCGCCUGGAAAUCUAUAUUGAAGUGAUCGAUAUGAAUGACAAUGAGCCGCGGUUUGCGAGAACAAAUUACAACAUCAGUGUUUCGGAAGAUACGCCAGUCGGUUCGAUCAUUUAUCAACUGACAGCUCACGAUCCGGACAAGUCGGCCAAUCUAACAUAUUCCAUCAAGCCCUUGGAAAAAGGUGUACUGGCAAGUUCCACCUUUCAUGUGACGCCGGACGGUCGGGUGCAACUUAGUGGCCCACUGGACUACGAAGGCCAACGCAAUUAUGAGCUACCUGUGCAAGUUAAAGACGGCGAAUUCAACGCGUAUACCACGCUAUUUGUUUCCGUGCUGGACACAAACGACGAACCGCCUCGCUUUGAGAUUAAUCCAAAACAAAUUGUGGCCAGCGAGCAUGCAGUUCCCGGAAAGUUGAUUGGUCAGGUGAGAAUAUACGAUCCGGAUGGGGAGGAGAUCAACGGACAUGUUAGGUGUUUUGAACCCCCUGGGCUGGAACGCAAUCAACCACUGGCAUUCUUACCGGACCCCCGACAAAAUCCGUUUGCGUUGGUGUAUGAUCUAACAACGCGUGUGUUUCUGGAUCGUGAGUCCGAGGAUCAGGCAAACGGGGGACAGAUGCGGGUCUAUCUUGUAUGUACAGAUGGAAGCGAUUCACGACAGCAUGGAGUGCAAUACAAUGAGAAGCACACCUCGACUAUGACCAUCGUAUUGACUGUAAAAGAUGAGAACGAUCAUCCGCCAGUGUUCGAUCAGCCAAUUUAUCAUGUUGCUGUUUAUGAGAACAAUGCGAUUGGAGAAAAAUUGAUACAGGUACACGAUUUCCUUGAAGUUCAUUUAUUAUACUACAUGGAAUUUUCACCAGAAGUUUUUUAUUCAAAGAUAGUUUGA